This is a messenger RNA of Sinocyclocheilus anshuiensis, 1890 nucleotides long. RefSeq names its product protein-tyrosine sulfotransferase 1-like. The record is from RefSeq and is a predicted model, not a curated record. Lineage: Eukaryota; Metazoa; Chordata; Actinopteri; Cypriniformes; Cyprinidae. Gene Ontology annotation, biological process: peptidyl-tyrosine sulfation. The transcript has 3 exons. Gene Ontology annotation, cellular component: Golgi apparatus. Gene Ontology annotation, molecular function: protein-tyrosine sulfotransferase activity. The coding region runs from base 542 to 1597 and encodes 351 amino acids.
UCCUCUUCAGCGCUGUGGUAACUGGUGUGAAUUUAAAAGACCUCUAAUUUCCAGUUUUUCGCUGGAAUCGAAAUGGUUAGACCGAUUUCUCACGUAUGCGCUUAAGAUUCACGAGACUUUAACUCUCAAAGUCAGUGCUUCGUAGCUCCGUUUACACGAUCAUCACGUCUGCAUUUCAUCAGACACACGUGAUUCUGGAGAAUGUAAGGAUUCGAGGAGUUGUACUUUCUGUACGGCACAAUGGUGCUGACAGAAAACAUAAGGCUUGACUUACGAAGUCUGAAUUUAUUGAAGCUCCAAGCAAAGGCCUGAAGAGCUGCUGGCUGGAAAAAAUUUGCCCAUCCCUUCCCUCCCCCAAAAAAACUUUACCUAAGCUGCCUUUCGACAUUCUUUCACCGUGAACCUUUCUGGAAAGCAUUGUCUCUGUCUUUCCAAGAUCCCUCUUGACCUUCCCUUUCUGCUAAGUCUGUUUUGCCCAUUUUGUUUUGCCUCAUUCUCCUUUUUUGUAACCACAAACCGCAUUCUCCACUAACUAUAAGUCAUGAGAAAACAAACGUGCAACGUUCUUCUGGUCUGUGGGGUCAUCAGCUCCAUCACAGUAUUUUAUCUUGGCCUCAGCACGAUAGAAUGUCCAACUGCUCGUUCUCAUGCGGCACAGCAUGGGUGGGCGGUAAAUCUACAAGCUGGCCGAAACCUAAGCGACCCGUUACAACUCCCUGAGGAGUACAAUGAGGAAACCCCUCUCAUUUUCAUUGGCGGAGUCCCUCGUAGCGGCACCACACUGAUGCGGGCUAUGUUGGACGCCCACCCUCUGGUUCGGUGUGGAGAAGAGACCCGCGUCAUCCCCCGGCUGUUAGCCAUGCAGGCCACAUGGAGUCACUCCGCACGUGAACGUGUCCGUCUGGACGAGGCUGGCGUCACCGAUGAGGUCCUGGAUUCAGCUGUACGUGCCUUCCUGUUGGAGAUCAUAGUGGGGCACGGCGAGCCCGCUCCGAGGCUCUGCAAUAAGGACCCUUUUGCUCUCAAGUCCCUCACCUACCUCUCCAAGCUCUUCCCAAAAGCAAAAUUUAUUCUUAUGCUCCGCGAUGGCAGGGCCACCGUACAUUCUAUGAUUUCCCGCAAGGUGACUAUCACCGGAUUCGACUUGACAAGUUACCGGGACUGUUUGGUGAAGUGGAACCGGGCGGUGGAGGUUAUGUAUGACCAGUGCCUGGCUGCAGCGGAUGGCAACUGUCUGCCUGUGCAUUACGAGCAGCUGGUCCUGCACCCUGAGCGGGUGAUGAGCAAGCUCCUUCAGUUCCUGGAUCUGCCGUGGGACACUGCCGUGCUGCACCACGAACAGCUUAUUGGGAAAGCUGGUGGUGUUUCACUGUCAAAGGUGGAGCUGUCAACGGAUCAAGUAGUCAAGCCAGUGAAUACAGACGCUCUGUCUAAAUGGGUGGGCAAGAUCCCUGCUGACGUGGUGAAUGAUAUGGCCAGCCUUGCCCCGAUGUUAAGUCGCUUAGGUUAUGACCCUCUAGCCAACCCGCCAAACUACAACAAGCUUGAUCUCUUAUUUCUGAACAACACAAAAAUAGUGAGGUUAAUCCAAAACUGAAAGGUCCUCUCAAAUAUUCUUGUGAAUAUUUUGAAGCAAUAAACAAUGCAUUUUAUGAGCACGUAAAGCCUUUACUUGAAUUAACAACUUGUAGUAUUGACAAAACUGAGCCACUUUAAUCAGCAGUUUUGUAGGAAAGAAAUACAGCUUAUAUAGGACCAUUGUUGCUUGUGGCAACAGUUUCAUACAGUGAUAUCAGGCAUUCUAAAACCUAGUUUUAAUGUUGUAUAAUAAAGUCAUUUUUUUCAGUUAAAUUUGAUUUAAAUGUUUUGUUAUUUGUAUGCUUUGGUGUU